GAGAGAGGGUAUGACAGAGAGAGAAAGAGCACAGGGCGUUGCAAGCAAGGGAGGAAAUAUUGAUGAGAAUGAUGGACCUGAUGACGAAGAGUAGAACAAGGUGAUGAUGUGUGGUUCUGGAUGAGACUGGAAUCUCUAUUUAAAUCAUAUCAGACAGUCUGACGAGAAGAGGCAUAGUGACGAGAGAGGAUAAAAGAUAACAGACGGCCCCCACCAACUCAUUUCCCAGUUCACUCCUCUGCCAAGUACUGUACAAGGAACAUCAAUGGACCUGUCAAUCAACCUCUACCCCUUUCUCCUCCUCUUUUCCAUCAGUGGAGUUCUUGGAGUGUGCCCAAAUGGAUGCCAGUGCAGAGACAGCAAAAUCCUCUGCCAAGGCAGGUCAAUCACAGAGUUCCCGUCCUCAGUGCCUGACUCUACCACCACCUUCUACAUCUCCAACACCAACAUUACCGCUCUCAAACCCCAUGACUUGGCUACUUUUGCCGAGGCCCUUGGCAUCUUUGUGGUCAAAGACACUGGGAUCAGAGAGGUGUUCCCUGGCACCUUUGACCUCAGUCAUAACCUGGGUGCCCUGGGCUUCACCGGCACUGAGCUGAAUGACCUGCCUGAGGCCCUGUUUCUAAAUCUGGUGAAGCUGGAAUCUCUGACUCUGAGCGGCAACAAGCUCCUGGUGCUCCGCCCUGCCUGGCUCAACUCCCUCACUGCUCUUAGGACCAUGGACAUUAGCAAGAACCUCAUCACGUCUGUACCUGAGGAGGCCUUUCGCUCUGUCACUGAGCUGCAGCAUCUCUCCCUAGCCAGGAAUAACAUCAGUCAGCUUUCAAGGGACACCUUCAGGGGCCUGAGAAAUCUCAAAUCCCUGCGUCUGAACCGGAACGCUCUCAGGGAGAUUCCUGCCGGAGCGUUGGAUGACCUGGUGAGCCUGGAGGAGAUUUCUCUGCAGGAUAACGACAUCACUCAUCUCUCCGCUAACCUGUUCUCCCAGCUGCAGAGCCUGCAGAAGCUUUAUCUCUCCAGCAACCGGCUGACUUCCCUCCCACAGGGGAUUUUCCUCAACCUCCCAAACUUGGCCCAGAUCUCCCUGUAUGAGAAUGAGCUCCAGAGUCUGUCCGCAGGGGUUUUUGGGCCCAUGGCUCUGAAGGAGCUAUGGCUGUAUGACAACCGGCUGACACGCCUGGAGGGCAAAACCUUCAGCAACCUGACCCAGCUACGUCUGCUUGUGCUGAGCCGGAACCAGAUCAGCUCUGUGUCCCCCAGGGCCUUCAGUGGACUGGCCGAGCUGGGGGAAGUGUCCCUGCACACCAACCUCCUCACCAGCCUGCGGGAAGGGACCUUCCAGGGUCUGCCCAAGCUGGUCAACAUCUCCCUCAAGCACAACUACAUCAGCUCCCUCCCCGCAGGGCUUCUCCAGGGCCAGACCCAACUUGGCCAGCUGGUCCUCCACAACAACUCCCUACCCAAUCUGCCCUCAGAGCUCCUCAGCACCCUAACAGUGGCCAAUGAGGUGUUGCUGGCUGACAACCCCUGGAGGUGCGACCAGGAUAUUGUGCCACUGCGCGACUGGCUUACACGGCACCCCACCAAGACCAACCUCAGUGCUGUGGUGUGCCUCACGCCCUCUGCCCUGAGAGGUUACAGCAUAGCCAACCUGACCAACGACGAGCUGAUGCAGGAUACUACGACAGCCGUCCCUGAUAUCGCCCCCACAGAGAAGAGGAGGAAACCCCACACCCCCCCUCCCAAGACAAGCACCCCCUCUCCUGCUGCAGAGGCCACACCCACCCAGGAGCAGGGGGAGGACACCGGUAGUGGGCGGGGGAACGGAGAGGGCGUGUCCAGGAACACGCAGAUCCUUAUCACAGCGGUAGUCUGCACUGCUGUCAUCACCAGUCUCAUCGUCUGCUGCGUCUGUUGGAGGAGGAACAAGAGAGGCAGCCGCAAUCUUGGCCGCAGGAACAAAAACAACUCAGUUUUGCAGCUCUUUCAGAACAUCUGCUGUCUGGAUAUAGGGAAGGAGAAGGAGAAGCUGGGGAGGCUUCGUUGCCUGACUCUCUCUAUAACUGUCUUACUCGCCUCUGUCGAUUAUAAACCUCAAGACGAGAGGAAAUCAUCAGGAAAAAUGACUGGAGGACACACCUUCAUCUGUCUCCUACCUUUACUGAUUGGGUAUUCAUCUCAGUCCUGUCAGAAGGACUGUUCCAAAGAAAACCAGGAUGUUUAUGGCAUGGACGUGACACAGAUCCCAGUAAGUCUGAAAGCAGGUGUCACAGAGGUCUUCUUUGUGGACAGUAACAUCACUGUCAUCCCAAAGGGGGCCUUCGCCACCAACCUGAAGCUGGAAAAGGUAGCAUUCAUCAACACCCCCACUGUGUCCGUAGAGAACGGUGCUUUCGAGGGAUUGGUCAACCUCAAGCAUAUUGAGAUCUCCAAUACCCCACUAACAUCCUUGUCUGUAGAUGUCUUCCAAGACCUGCACAACCUGGAAGAACUUCUGCUGAAACACAACAAUAUCCGUAGUCUGGAGAAAGGAUUGUUUGAUGGCCUUAAGAAACUGAGAGAACUCCAAUUGCACAUUAACAAGAUUGACACCAUUGAGGAGGGGACAUUUGAUGACCUAGAAAACCUUCGGGCCCUCCAUCUGGCCAAAAACGACCUCAGUUCUGUGUCCUCCGCCCUGUUCUCGAAGCUGCACAAACUGGAGGUACUGAGGCUCUAUGAGAACCAACUUACCGCCAUUCCUGACGAUAUAUUAGAAAAUCUAUCCAAUUUAAAGGAGAUCGCUCUACAGAGUAACAACAUCACUUCAAUAUCAGCCAAUUUGUUCCCACAUAAAGACAAAUUAAACAAGAUACUUUUGGACAAUAACAUGUUGACUGAAUUGCCUCCAGAAAUAUUUGUGGGCUUUCCUCUGCUUAAAGCAUUGACACUAAAUGGAAAUAAACUUGCAAGUCUACCUCCUGUCCUCUUUGGAGAGAUGCCCAAGCUGACUGAUUUGAGUCUCAGUCGAAACAGUCUUACCAGCCUUCCUCAGGGAGUAUUUAGUCCUCUUAAGAAACUCAAGAAGUUGGAUCUGUCUAACAACCAAUUGUUAACCGUGUCUGAAGAGUCUUUUGAGGGCCUUGAGAAGCUAACAGAACUCAAUCUUCAAUACAACCACAUCAAAUCAUUGAAAGCAAACACCUUUGAAAAGCUGCCAUCACUAACCACCCUUAGACUGGCUCAUAAUAUCCUGGGGACACUUCCAGAGGAGGUAUUUGACCCCUUACCAAAACUCAGCAAAGUCUAUUUAAACAACAACACUUGGCAUUGUGACUGCAGGAUGGUCCCCCUCUUCAAUUGGAUGAAGGCAAACCCUGGCAAGAUCAAGUCUAUGACUCCUGAGAUCUGUAACCAGCCAGAGGAUUUAAAGGGACAAGAAAUCAUGUCUCUCAAAGAGGACCAGCUCAUAUGUCCUGUAUCUCCUCUGACCACCAUCCCUUCACUCACCACAACCACCACCUUAGCCCCUACCACAACCACCACCUUAGCCCCUACCACAACCACCACCUUAGCCCCUACCACAACCACCACCUUAGCCCCUACCACAACCACCACUUUAGCCCCUACCACAACCACCACCUUAGCCCCUACCACAACCACCACUUUAGCUCCUACCCCAACCACCACCUUAGCCCCUACCACAACCACCACCUUAGCCCCUACCACAACCACCACUUUAGCCCCUACCCCAACCACCACCUUAGCCCCUACCACAACCACCACCAUAGCCCCUACCACAACCACCACCUUAGCCCCUACCACAACCACCACCUUAGCCCCUACCACAACCACCACUUUAGGCCCUACCCCAACCACCACCUUAGCCCCUACCACAACCCCCACCUUAGCCCCUACCACAACCACCACCAUAGCCCCUACCACAACCACAACCUUAGCCCCUACCAUAACCACCACCUUAGCCCCUACCACAACCACCACCUUAGCCCCUACCACAACCACCACCUUAGCCCCUACCACAACCACCACCUUAGCCCCUACCACAACCACCACCUUAGCCCCUACCACAACCACCACCUUAGCCCCUACCACAUCCACCACCUUAGCCACCACCUUAGCCCCUACCACAACCACCACCUUAGCCCCUACCACAACCACCACUUUAGCCCCUACCACAACCACCACCUUAGCCCCUACCACAACCACCACCUUAGCCCCUACCACAACCACCACUUUAGCCCCUACCACAACCACAACCACAACCACAACCACCUUAGCCACAACCACAACCACUGUCUCAACCCCAAUACACACCACCACACUUUUGACCACUAUCCCAACAACCACCAUCACAAGAACCACCCAGAGAGAUUCAACAGAUCCACUGACCACGCCAAGGAUCUUCAGCUGUCCCAACAUAGCACCUUCUCGUCGCCCAUCCCCCUCCUACUACACCCGCCAGGCCUGGAGCAAGACCUCGCAGUGCAGGGCCCAGAUGAUAUCCUACACAGCCAUGCUGGUGGUGGAGAUAGGCUGCACCCUGGUGCUGGCUAAGUUCACCCUGUCUCUGUACAGCUUGCUCCAGCGCAGGGAGAGGCUGUACACACGGGUCAACCUGACUCACUUUUCCUACAGGAAGGAGAUCACGCUGAGGCCAGUCAAGGUGACAGAGACUGUGGGUCUGUGAUCAGAGGGGGGGGUUCGCAUGAUUGCGCACAUCACAAAGCCCUAGUGAUGGGGUAAGGCGGAAGAAAAUAGGGAAUGUUAGUUAUCUUUUCUGAAAAUUAAAUAAACACAAACAUAUUAAUCAAUCAAAUGUAUUUAUGAAGCCGUUUUUACAUCAGCCGAUGUCUUUGGGGUGCAACAGCCUAGGAGUAGUCCAAUACAGUAACAUGUUACAGUACAGUAACACAGUAACACAAUACAGUAACACGUUACAGUACAGUAACACAGUAGUCCAAUAUAGUAACACGUUACAGUACAGUAACACAGUAACACAGUACAGUAACACGUUACAAUACAGUAACACAGUACAGAAACACAAUACAGUAACACAGUAGUCCAAUACAGUAACACGUCACAGUACAGUAACACAGCAACACAAUACAGUAACAUGUUACAGUACAGUAACACAGUAACACAGUACAGUAACACGUUACAGUAAAGUAAUACAGUAGUCCAACACAGUAACACAGCAACACAGUACAGUAACACAGUAGUCCAAUACCGUAACACGUUACAGUACAGUAACACAGUAACACAAUACAGUAACACAGCAUCACAAUACAGUAACACGUUACAGUACAGUAACACAGUAGUCCAAUACCGUAACACGUUACAGUACAGUAACACAGUAACACAAUACAGUAACACAGCAACACAAUACAGUAACACGUUACAGUACAGUAACACUGUAGUCCAAUACAGUAACACGUUACAGUACAGUAACACAGUAGUCCAACACAGUAACACAAUACAGUCUUGUCCAUUCACCCUCUGAAUGACAUACAUACACAAUCCACGUCUCAAUUGUCUCAAGUCUUAAAACUCCUUCUUUAACCUGUCUCCUCCCCUUCAUCAUGUUGUGUAUUGUAUACUCAGUGUAUAUCACUCUUUACAUCGUAUGCUUAUAACAUGAUAAUAAUAGUUUAAUUUGUACAUAGUUGAAGAUACUAUUCUUUAUUUUCAAAACUAAAUAAAUGUUGUUCCUGUUAGCACCAGUCAUGGUAGAAAGCUCUCUCUGCAUUGUCUACUGAUGACAAAAUAUAUAUAUUUAAAAAAUGUACUCCUAAAGAAAGAGACCUGCCUCUGGCUUGAAACAAAGGCUGUGUGUCCGUGUGUGCCGAUGAUUCAACCACAUGCUCAUCAGCAGCCACAGCUAAUGAAGUCACUGAAACCCUUAACCAACAGUUGCAGUCUGUUAUGGAAUGGGUAGCCAGUAAUAAACUGUUCCUGAACAUCUCUAAAACUAAGAGCGUUGUAUUUGUUACAAAUCAUUCCCUAAGUUCUAGACCUCAGCUGAAUCUGGUAAUGAAUGCUGUGGCUGUUGAACAAGUUGAGGAGACUACAUUUCUUGGUGUUACCUGAGAUUGUAAACUGUCAAAACAUAUAUAUUCAAUGGUUGUAAAGAUGGGGAGAGGUCUGUCCGUAAUAAAAAUAAAAGCGCUGUUUUUUUUUACACAGUCCACAAAGCAA
This is a messenger RNA of Oncorhynchus nerka (sockeye salmon), 6195 nucleotides long. RefSeq lists its product as uncharacterized. Bases 266 to 4687 code for a protein of 1473 amino acids. The transcript has 5 exons. The record is from RefSeq and is a predicted model, not a curated record. Lineage: Eukaryota; Metazoa; Chordata; Actinopteri; Salmoniformes; Salmonidae. Gene Ontology annotation, molecular function: protein binding. Gene Ontology annotation, cellular component: extracellular matrix.